Salvelinus namaycush (lake trout) is the source of this 2225-nucleotide messenger RNA. RefSeq names its product keratin, type I cytoskeletal 18-A-like. NCBI's taxonomy places the organism in Eukaryota, Metazoa, Chordata, Actinopteri, Salmoniformes, Salmonidae. The transcript has 9 exons. The record is from RefSeq and is a predicted model, not a curated record. The coding region runs from base 198 to 1865 and encodes 555 amino acids.
GGGGUUUAAGUGAUUGUGGUGUGGACGUAUGCUGCAAUAGUAGUGAAAGAGUUUUUGGAUAGCAUAAGUAGUUACCGUACGUUUGGGUUGACACUUUGUAUCAGACACUCUCCUGAGUUGGCGAGCCUGUAAGUGUUUGAUAGCACCCCUGAGAGGAUUCUGUGUGUUUUUUUGGGUGUACACUGCAUAGGAGCACCAUGGAUUUGCUGCAGGACUCUCGGUGGACCAUGCAGGGCCUCAACAGCCGUCUGAAGGGCUUCCUGGAGCAGGUAAACAAGCUGCAAGAGGCAAACUGGCAUCUGGAGGGCCAGAUUGCAGACUGGGGUCUGAGGAACGCCCCGCACCCCCAGGAAUGGACGCAGCAGGAAAGGACUGUGGACGAUCUCCGUGCCCAGGUUGGUAAACUGCUGAUGGAGAACGCAGAGCUGGUGCUGCAGUCUGACCACAUGAUGUCCAGGGCUUCUACCAUCCAGGCCAGAUGUGAGUUGGAGGAGAGGCUGACCAAGUGUCUGGAGCAACAGGUGGCUCUGCUGAGGGAGAACAAGACGAGGGUGGAGCAUACCAAUGUGCAGGUGGAGGCGGAACUACACAACUCCAUGGCAGAGCUGCAGGACAUGCACCAGGACUAUGUGGCAGCCCGUGCUCUGCAGCAGCAGCAGGCCGACUCCUGUGAUGCGCUGCUAGUGACGGCCACAGCGUGGGAGGAGGAUGGCACAGGGAUGGAGCUCUCCCAGCUCCUCGACCGAAUCAGGACGCAGUGCGACCGCCUCAGCCUCACCGGCCUAAAUCAAGUCCCAGAUGACCGACACCCCGGCCUGGCCGCCGGCCCAAAUCAAACUCCAUACUCUGCUGCUGGGCCGAGCCGUUUCGGAGCCACACUCAGACCCCGAGCCCAUGGAGGAUCUCUCCCACAGCUCAAUGCAGAAGAGGCAGCAUGGACCCAGGUGAACCUCGGAGGGACUGCCCUGAGGGAGGCGCGGGCAGAGCUAGCCGAGGCCAGGAAACAGUGGCACUGCCUGCAGGUGGAGAUCGAGUCCCUACAUGCUCUGGAGAAAGGUCUAGAGAGUUCCCUCCACCAUACCAAGCGUCAAUACUCCAGCCAGCUGCAGGGCCUGUCAGAGGUCAUCCAAGACCUGGAGAGCGAGCUGGAGCAGGUGAGGGGCGGCCUGGCCACACAGCAAGAGCGCCACGGUCAGCUGCUCAAUACCAAGAUGAGGCUGGAGAAAGAGAUCGCCACCUACAGGCGCCUGCUGGAGCGCGAGGAGGGCAGGUACCCAGGUGGGCGUAACGGACAGGUCAUGGGGCUGCGGCGCUGGAGGGGCCCCAAAAGAGAGCCAGGCCCCAUAGGGGAGGAGCCCAAAGAGAAUGGAGUGGAGGAGAACGGCCUCAGUGAUCCCGCGGUGACCCCUGAGGAGCCACUGUCCGAGCCCCUGCCUGAGAGACCUCAGCGGUGGUCUGUGACAGAGAACGGCCUGAGGAAGAGCCCUGCACUAACUCUGCAUAGGCAACAGAGCCUGGUCAUCCUUACAGAGCCAAAGAGAGACAAUGAUCUGAGGAUUUCCACAGUGAAGACCCAGGAGAUCUUCCAAGGCAACGUGGUGAGGGAGAGUGCAGAGGGCACUGGUACCGUGGAGACGGACAGGAUCGACAAGGUGAUUAAGCAGUGGGAGGGCUCCUUCUUCAAGGGGAACCCCAAGCUGCGGAAGAAGUCGGUGUCGCUACGAUUCGACCUGCACAUGGCGGCGGCGGAUGAGGGCUGCGCCCAGACCAGGCAGGACAGCCUGCCUGACGUGGAGGUCCGCCUGGUGAUGAAGAGGUCCCGCAGUAUCCCCACCAUCGCGGCAAAUGUCGAGGCAACAGUAUAGUCGAGGCAACAGUACACCUAUCAUUGAUAGGUGAUAUCAUCAUUGAAUUGCCUCCCUCAUAAAUGUUGUGAUCUGGCAACAGCAUCCCUACCCUUGACUGUGAUAUCACCAUGAGAUCAGCAUUGCUUCCUAUUGCCCUAGGUUGAAGAUGGGAAGGUUAAGACAAUGAAGUAAUUCCAUGCGGAAGCUUUCGAAAAUAUGGGACCGACCAGCUCCAUUAAUAACUAUUAGCGCCAUUGCUAACUAGCAAUGCUGGUUUUAUGAAUUGCAAAGAGUUAUGAAAUAUUAUAAACUGGGUGGUUCGAGCCCUGAAUGCUGAUUGGCUGACAGCUGUGGUAUAUCAGACCAUACACCACGGCU